Messenger RNA from Acanthosepion pharaonis, 4167 nucleotides. NCBI's taxonomy places the organism in Eukaryota, Metazoa, Mollusca, Cephalopoda, Sepiida, Sepiidae. The record is from the annotation of a GenBank genome assembly.
AUGUCGUCUGUGCACUAUAAAUUCAAAAGCUGUUUACAGUACGAUACGGUAACCUUUGACGGUCUUCAUAUUUCUCUCAUUGACUUAAAAAAGGCCAUCAUUCAACAGAAAAAGUUGGGCAAGUCGACGGAGUUUGACCUGCAAAUAACCAAUGCUCAAAGCAAGCAACGGUAUAUCUAUGAGGAGGAUCUGAUCCCAAAGAAUGCAUCUGUUAUUGUAACGAGAGUUCCCAUAACUGAACCACAGAGACCACAACCCAGAUCGUGGCCUCAUUAUCGGAAUGAUGAGUACAGAAAAAGUCCGGAUACACAGGACUUUGCUCAUGAUAGACUCAGCCAGACUCCUGAUUUAGCUAAUGCAGAUGCAUCUGAGGACGACAAAAUAAAAGCUAUGAUGGUACAAUCAAAGUUCUUUGAUCCAUCAAACAGUUUUGGCAAAGGCAAAACACAGACUGGAACCCCACCUGUUGGAUAUGUUUGUUAUAAAUGUGGUAAACCAGGGCAUUAUAUAUAUUCCUGUUCUUUAAAAGGCGAUGCCAAUAUGGUUGAUAUGAAGAUCAAGAGAAGUACUGGAAUUCCUCAAAGUUUCCUUACCUUAGUUGAUAGUCCUGACCACCCGGGUGCACUUUUGACGCAAUCUGGUCACUUUGCUGUACCUACAAUUGAUGCUAUUGCAUACAAACAAGGCAAGAAGGAAAGGCCUCCAUUUCUCCCUGAUCCAAAUCCUGUGAAUACAGUUUCAGCUCCUCCUGCACCAAAUGAGCUGCUCUGUUCUUUGUGUGGUGAACUGCUAACAGAUGCUGUUGUUAUACCUUGCUGUGGAAACAGUUUCUGUGAUGAGUGUGUAAGAAAUGCUCUCUUAGAUUCUGAGGAACAUGAAUGUCCAUCAUGUCAUGAGUUAGAUGUGUCACCAGACAAAUUAAUAAGUAAUAAUUUGUUAAGGCAAGCUGUGAUCAACUACCUAAAUCAAACUGGGUACACUAAAAUGAAGGGUGAAAUAGCCCAAAUGCAACAGCAGCAGCAGAGGAUGCAACAGAAUCAAUUGCAGAUGCAACAGAAACCACCAAAUGCUCCACAAGUCCCUAUGCAACCAGCACAGCCACAACAACAGCAACAACCAGCAGCACCACCGCAGCAGCAGCAGCAACCAUCUCAGCCACCGUCACAACCAGCACCACCUCCACAGCAGCAGGCAACAUCAAAUGUUGUAAACAAUGUUGCUGUAGUAUCACCCACAAAUCCUGCUAUACCAGUUGUUAAUCAAAUUCCUGUAGCUGGAGGACCUUCAGACAACAGAUUGUCCCCAGGAGAGAGACCACCCACACCAUUGUCGGAUGAAAAAGCUCCAAUACAUCGGACAGAUGAGCCUCAGAAGGGUAUGGCCGUGCCGGUAUUGGGUUCUCGUAAUCGCAAUAUCAGACCUCUUCAUCCAGUACGUGAGAUACCCAGACCAGUUGGUCCUCCAAGAAACAGAAUUGGUGAACGUCUUCCCCCUGGGCGCAAUGCACCAUCUCAUCCUCAUCAUCCUAUUGCUCCAGCAAUGCAGCGCUUAUCACAGUCUAUGCCUACUUCACAAGCACAGCCACCAGGUUCCUAUAUGCAAGCAAGAACUUCUAUGCCACCUGGGACCAUGCAACCUGGAUAUAGGAUACCGACACCUGGUGUCCCAACUGGACCAGUGAUGCCUCCUCCAUCUGGUUUUUGCCCUCCACCUAUGGCUCCAUACAAUACAGGACCCCGUCCAUAUCCAAUAAGAACAAUUCCUACAGGACCUCGGCCACUGACACCAGAAGAAUUUUAUCGAGAAAAGAGACGACUUAUAGAAGAAGACAAGAAGAAAUCUGAUCCGUUUGAUGACUUUGCUCGUGAACUAAUGGAGUUCCGUCGAGAUCAGAAGCGGAGACAAGUGGAACAAAGUUACAGCUUGUCCCCCUCAAGAUCAAGAAGUCGAUCAAAUUCUCGUUCCCCACGCAAAUAUUCACGGUCUCGGUCUCGCUCUUUGAGUAGAAGUCGCUCCCGAUCCAGGACACCACCUUACCACCGCUCUCGAUCCCCCAUGCGUCGAAGGAGUCGAACUCCUCCUUCUCGAAGCCGGGGCCGUACUCGUUCUCCUCUUGCCCCAAUCUCCUCUAGAGAUCCGUAUUAUCGAAGAGAUUGGUCUCCAAAUUAUAACCGUGGUAUGCGAUCAAACCCAGUAAAACGUUAUUCACCACCAGAAAGACCUUUCACGAGAUAUUCUCACUUCUCACCCCAAAGACCUGAAGAGUUCUGUAGGUUUGAUCCUCAUGCAUAUGAAGAUUAUUAUCGAGAAUACUUUUCACGGUAUAAUAACCCUCAUGGCAGUGUUGGUACUUACCCUGCUCCUGCAACAGUUCCAGUUGCCACUACAACUACUGCCCCACAGUAUGAUAGAUCUUAUUAUGACCCCAGGGGACGACCAAUGCCGCCAUCUAAUGCCUCUGUGAAUGUGACUGCUGCCAACUCACCCUCCAAUAGAAGUCGCAAGGGUCCAAUGGCAAGAAGUCCCCUACGCCGAGAUAGACCAAGAGAAAAGCCAGAUAUUAAGACAGCUAAACUAACUGAGCCGUUACCAUCUAAACUCAAGGAGAAAAAGAUAAAAGUAAAAUCCGAAGAUGAUCUUCGGAAAAAAAUGGAACGUAAACGGGAUGAAAAAAUUGAAAGAACAAAUAAAGAGAAAGCAAAGGAUCCCCCUCGAGAGGGGGGCAUACAGGCGAAAAAAGCUGCCAAGUCAAGUGAGAAGCCUCCUAAAGAGUCUAAGAAAAAAUCUGAUGUUAAAAAACACAAGCCAGUUGAAAAACCUACACGAAAUGUGGUAACAGAUCCAGUGUCAAAAGAGGAUAACAACCAUAAAGAGCCGAGUCAGAAUAAAGAAUCAGUCUCUGAGAAUGUAUCUAAUGUACUGAAACGACCUGUAGAAACGAGUAGCAGUAAUGUAGAUGUAUUGAGCAAUAAAGUGAUUCGGCCUGUUCAUGUCUCUGAUCCCAAAAUCCUUGGCCAUGCUGCUGACAUGAAAACUGCUCCAAGAACUGCAUCUGCUAAAAUAAAACGUAAAACCCGUCACCAGUCAGGAGAUUCUUCUCAGAAAGUUAGCCUUCCAUUAUUAGAUGAUUCAGACAAGUGUGGCCCUGCUAAGAAAAGUCGUCGUGAACCUGUACAUGAGAAAACUGAUGCAGACACUGAAAAUGACCAGCAUAAAAUUCCUGAAAAGGUCCCACGUGGGGAGAAUGAUAUGCUGCUUCCUGCGCCCGAAUUGUCCAAAUGGGAGAGAGAUGAUUAUGAAAUCAAUGUUGAACCAAUGAAACCUAAAAAGAAACCUGCUGAACGAAAGCCUCUUCCAAGAUCUGUAAUAGAAAGUGCUGAGAAGGCUAUUACAGAGAAACGUCGCAAGCCAUCCAUGAUGUCCACUUCAAUACCCACUUCACCUAAGUCAAGUCUCUCGUCCCGCAAAGUUUAUGUCGAUGAGAAAGACAACCGGAAACUCAGCUCUGUACAAAUUACAAUUCCUGGUGGUGAACGCAAUGGGGGCGGCAGUGGUGAAAAACAGUCACGACAUGAGACAAGUGAAAAGCGAGGAGGACAUAGAGAUUCUUCACGUGAACAUUCAAACAGAGAACCAAGUGCUAAAGAAAGCAGCAGUAGCCAUAAAGUGCAGGAGGCAUCCAAAUCAAAACAACUAUCGGAUGUGAAUACAAAAGAGAGCAGAGGCAGUGACCGCUUUGAGCGUAAAGAAUCAAUGGUGGAUGAGGCCAAGUUUGUUCCUGACUAUGAGGAGUCUGAAUCUGGUAGUGAGGCUAACACAUCAGAUGUGGAACCCGCUGAACAAACACGACUGUCGCCACGUAGGUCAGGCGCCACAGACCUGUCAUCUGAGGAAGAGACAGCCAAAAAACAUAGCAAGAAAUCCAAAGACUCCAGCAAGAAAAAGAAACACAAAAAACACAAGAAACAUAAGGCAAAAAAGAGCAAAAAGAAAAAGUCACACAAACACCGUGGAAGCAAGGAGAAGAACGUUGUGCGUGAUAACAGCGUCCCAGAACAAGGACAAGUAAGGGAUGGGCAUGAGAAGGACUUGAGGGAGUUAGUUGACUCUAGAGAGUACCAUGAACAUCGUGAUAGUAAGGUUCGAUCCAGAAUUGCUCGUUAUUAA